Molecule: messenger RNA, 1585 nt
Organism: Radiomyces spectabilis
Lineage: Eukaryota; Fungi; Mucoromycota; Mucoromycetes; Mucorales; Radiomycetaceae
Exons: 3
Coding region: 105-1277 (390 amino acids)
Source: RefSeq, a predicted model, not a curated record
CAAAAGUAAAAAAAAAGAGGACCUUUUUUCGUUUUUUUUUUUCUUUACUGCUUGGGGCAUCUUUUAUUCCUUUUUUCUUUUUUUUUGGGCGCUUUUGCUUUUCCAUGUCUUCGUCUGUCCCGGAUACAGAAACCAGGAUACCAGGCGAAACGACCGAUUCCAGUCCUCAACCGACUUUAACACCAAGCUCUUCUGACGACGCCUCGGAUCCUAAGACUGAAGCUUCCGCUCCCGCUUCUCAAACACCCACUUCAGACUCGACGCCCGAACCUACCGAGACACCGACGCCCACUGGCACCGAGGAAACUCCAACGCCUUCACCCAAACCAUCCGAUCCAACCGAUUCUCCCUCGAGCAAUCCUACCGAGCCUUCCAAUUCUAAUAGUAUGGAACCAUCCAAUAGCAGCAGUGGUUCGCCCACAGGCACUCCGUCCUCUUCCGAACAAGUACCUACGCCUACCUCCUCCGAAAACACCCCUUCUUCCACACCAACGGAAACUCCUCCCACGUCUUCGGAUCCACCACCUGACCCGUCUCCUACUACAACCGUACCAACAACGAGUAGUGAACCGGCACCGACGACGACCGAUCCGCCACCGCCAUCCAGCACGACGUCUGAUCCACCACCGACGACUACGCCAGCACCUCCUUCGACAACAACAAACGAGCCUCCACCCAGUACGACAACCGACCAGCCACCCACUACCUCACCUGAUCCUCCUUCUCCGACUACCACCACUACACCUUCUCCCACCUCGUCUGAUCCUCCUCCACCCGACACGUCAUCGCAUGUAACGUCAGCACACAGUAUUACUGUCACGACCCAUGUUCCUACCUUGACAGAAAUUGUGUCUAACGGCAUCACUAUCACCGUGACAACCGUUGUCCCAACUAGAACUGUCAUACCGUCGUUGGCUGGGGAACAAAGUGGAUCUAAUGGAGGCAACGAUGGAUCUCGUACCGCGAAAAUUGUGGGUGGCGUUGUUGGAUCGGUGGUGGGUUUAGCGUUGAUUGUGGCUGGUAUUGUGUUCCUUCGACGUCGACACCGAAAAGGCAUUUUGUUGAAACAGCAAAGGAACCGGGCGUACGAUGAAGAUUUCUAUGCAGAUCCUUAUCGACCAUCGGCGGACUGGUCGAAUCGAUUUCAGAUGGGCGGAUUCCCAGGGACAGGUGAAAAUACCAAUACGACGCUGAGCACCAACAUGGAAGAAGACGACUUUUACCCUAAAAUGAGUCAACGAUCCUCUUGGUGGUCUCACUUUAGACGAUCACGAUAAAAAAAAUGAUCAUGUAUAAACUUUUAUCCUUUUUUAUAUGUUACCCCUUAAAACGGCUGUAUAUUGCAACAAAAAUACACUCACAACCUUCUUUUUUAACAUUUUGUAAACCCCAGAGCUACAAAAAAAACUAAUCAAAUAGGAAAUUUCUGUUUCUAUGGUAAAUAAAUAAAAAAAAGAAGGCCAAUGGAAGAGCAUUUAACGCUGUGUGUCGCAUCCACGUGAUUUGUUUCUCGGAUCGAGUGUGCAUGAUUUUCUCAAUUUGCCUGUGUUCCAUCUUCCGUUGCACUCCCUCUUACUUGUUUCCC